Molecule: messenger RNA, 1130 nt
Organism: Daphnia pulex (common water flea)
Lineage: Eukaryota; Metazoa; Arthropoda; Branchiopoda; Diplostraca; Daphniidae
Product: cell wall protein DAN4-like
Exons: 5
Coding region: 175-867 (230 amino acids)
Source: RefSeq, a predicted model, not a curated record
UCGUCUUUUUUCUAUUUAUUAGUUAGAAAGACAUAGGACGUUUUGCUGUUUAGAUGCUAGACCAGUUACAAGCCAAAACCUAUAUCCGCUUUUAGAGAGAAAAAAUAAUUUGACGUCAUUUGCGCUAGCCUUGAUUGAAUCGAAAAAGUUCUCACUAUAUUUUUCGUGGAUAGAAUGAAAGUGAUCGCGAUAUUUGUCCUGUUUGCCGUCAUCUCUAAUGCUCCAAGUGGGUACGGACAAACAACGCUUAAGAAGACAACUUUGCGAUCAACAACCCUUAAGGCAACAACUGUGAAACCAACGACAACUUUGAAGACAACUACCAAGCCAACAACCAUUCUAAAAACAACUAAAAAUCCAACAACUUUGAAAACCACAAAACCAACAACUCUAAAAACAACUACAAAACCAACAACACUAAAAACAACUACAAAACCAACAACCACUCUAAAAACAACAGCAAAACUAACCACAAAAACAACUAUUAGAUCAACAACUCCAUUCCCGCCAUUAUCUACAUCUAGACUUUGCGUCGAUACGAAUUCUACGGCUAGCAACGGCGUCAUUCAACCGUAUUACAACGCAACAACCGGUGGGACGAGUUCUUGCCUAUUCUUUAUCUUUUCGCCGACUGCUACGCGUGUUCAAAUCUCUUGCUCAUCGCUCAAUAUUACUAGCGGUUCGUCGUUGAAUUUUUACGAGGCCAUUGAAAUGGAAAAUGUAAGUGAAUGUAACUUGGGAGAAAAGGUCGCUAACUCCAACACCCCAGUCGUGAACACGGUGUACAAUUCAACCUCCAAUAAGAUGGCCGUGGUGUCUCAAUUCGGUAGCAAAGACUGGUUUAGAUGCAAGUGGGCGGUCAUGUGAACAGCUUAACAUUUCAAUUUUAAUUAAGAAACUGAUCCACAUAUAUUCCUAUUAAUUUUAUCUGCCGGUAUUGGAUUUAAAAUUUGACUAAAUUUGACACAUUAAUAUUACACGGGCCAAUGUUGUAGUCUGAGACUUCAAUAUCAGUGUUUCAUCUCAGUAUAACUACAACCGCUAUGUAACAUUCACGCGAUGAUAUGAGGCAACUCCCCAAUUAUUCUAUCGUUCAAACAAUGAAAAGUGAAAUACAAUUUUGGCUCAUA